GUGAGGUGAGGCAAGGCAAAGCAAAGCUUCCAAGCCAUCCCUUUCUCUCUCUCUCUCUAGUUUAGAUAAACAAUAAAAUUCCCAAAUGAAUAAACAAACAAGCUGAAGCCACCCUCUUUUUCCCAAGAAACAAACAAACAAACUGAAGCCACCCUCUUUUUCCCAGGAAACAAACAAACAAACUGAAGCCACCCUCUUUUUCCCAGGAAACAAACAAACAAACAGAAGAAACCUUCGAACCAUAACACAACGACCACGUUUCAGGGGGAGACCCCAAAAAAAAUAUAAAGUAAAAGAAAAUAUCAAACGCCUGUUCUAGGGCCUCCACCAAUUCCCAAUCCAAAACCGUAUUGAGAGAGAGAGAGAGAGAGAGGAAGGGCCUUUCGGGGGAAAUUGUCCCUUUUCCCUUUUCUUCACGGAAUCUUUGUCUUCUUGGGUUGUUAUUGGUUAAAAAAAAAGAGCUUCUCCUAUUAAUUUUCAACUGAUGUCUCUGUUGCCAAAGAGCGAUUCAAUCCAAAUCCGUGAGGUAUGGAAUGAUAACCUUGAGGAAGAAUUCGCUUUGAUUCGGGAAAUCGUUGAUGAUUACCCGUACAUUGCCAUGGACACCGAGUUUCCGGGCAUUGUAUUACGUCCUGUGGGCAAUUUCAAGAGCAGCUAUGACUAUCACUACCAAACUUUGAAAGAUAAUGUUGAUAUGUUAAAGUUGAUUCAAUUGGGCCUUACCUUUUCAGACGAGGAAGGGAACUUGCCUACUUGUGGAACUGAUAAAUAUUGCGUUUGGCAGUUUAAUUGCGAGUUUAACGUUGACGAGGAUGUCUUUGCUAAUGAUUCUAUUGAGCUUUUGAGGCAAAGUGGGAUUGAUUUCAAGAAGAACAAUGAGAAAGGUAUUGAUUCGAUGAGAUUUGGUGAGCUUUUAAUAUCUUCAGGGAUUGUUUUGAAUGAUAGUGUGCAUUGGGUUACUUUCCACAGUGGUUAUGAUUUCGGUUACUUGCUUAAGCUCUUGACUUGCCAGAACUUACCAGAUACACAAGCUGGGUUCUUUAAUUUGAUCCAUAUUUACUUUCCCACACUCUAUGAUAUCAAGCAUUUGAUGAAGUUUUGUAACAGUCUGCAUGGUGGAUUGAACAAGCUUGCAGAGUUGUUGGAAGUGGAAAGAGUUGGGAUUUGUCAUCAAGCGGGUUCGGAUAGUUUGCUCACAUCUUGUACAUUCAGGAAACUCAAGGAGAACUUCUUUAGUGGCACUCUGGAAAAGUACUCUGGUGUAUUAUAUGGUUUAGGUGUUGACAAUGCUCAUUGAUAAUGACAAGUAAUAGGGG
This is a messenger RNA of Hibiscus syriacus, 1316 nucleotides long. Its product is annotated as probable CCR4-associated factor 1 homolog 6. Lineage: Eukaryota; Viridiplantae; Streptophyta; Magnoliopsida; Malvales; Malvaceae. Gene Ontology annotation, molecular function: poly(A)-specific ribonuclease activity; nucleic acid binding. Gene Ontology annotation, cellular component: CCR4-NOT complex; CCR4-NOT core complex; P-body. The record is from RefSeq and is a predicted model, not a curated record.